Messenger RNA from Adineta ricciae, 3468 nucleotides. The record is from the annotation of a GenBank genome assembly. NCBI's taxonomy places the organism in Eukaryota, Metazoa, Rotifera, Eurotatoria, Adinetida, Adinetidae.
AUGGACAAUGAUAAUGCUAGCAAUAGCAUACGUUGUUUUCAUGAACCCGAGCAAAAUAUAGACGAUAGAGCGGCAACAUUCGUUUACGAAACACAAUCUUUUACCGUACAUGAACAACAUGCCGAGAAAAAGAAGCGAAAAUGUCAUGGAAAUCGAAAACUACAACAUUUCAAACGAAAAUGCAGAGCUCGUGGCCUCAUGGCUGAGCAAAUUAACACGCUAAUUCAAACAAGACAUGCCGCAAUAUCUGAACAACUGCCAAAUGGACAAGCAGCCAUCGUUGAUCACUCGAGACAACCAACGAAACGCAAAAGAGAUCCAUCUCAACUGAGUCUGCUGUCGGAUUCAGUGAAAUCUCUUAGUCAAUUAUCACUAUCUCGACAAAAGUCGACAUCAGGGACAACAAAGAAGAAGAAAUCAAGUCAUAUAGUGAAUCCAUCGAGUAAUAGCAACAAUCGUGAAUCAAACGACAACAUUUUUACAUUCAAAAAAUCUUCGAAGUAUCUGAGAAUGCCAAAGAAACUACUGUUGCAUUCAUUACGGCUGCAACUCAAUCAUCCAAUCAAAAUAAAAAAAGAACAGUCUUUCAUUUUGGCGCGACUUCAACUACUUGAUCAUCAAUUUUGCCCGGAUCAAGUGCGAUAUCUCUACCAGACAUUUUUCGAUCAGGGUAGAAGAGUUCAAAUGUGGCCUGUAAGUAUCAGACAAUCUAAUCGAAUCCGCGUAUGGUAUCAUUACCGUAUGUUCCAUUUAAAGGAAAGCAUUCACAAAAUUGUACAAUCAGCCCAGCACACUGUCGUUCAAAAGUAUCUAGAAGAGUUUUUGGUAUUAUUACGUGAUAAGAUCGAUGAAUAUACAACUGAAUUGACGAAUCAAUCGUUGAGUUGUCCGCCAGCAUUAUCUCCGUUGGACAUCAUCGAUGGAAGACUGAAAGAGUUCGUUCGUUUACAUCAUCUUGAUUUUAUCAGAGCAAUUCGUUAUCGAAUACAGCAAUUCAAAGCUGACAUUCAUGAAAAACAGCUCGGCAAAGAAUUGUCGUAUUAUUUUUCGAAUGUCGAUCAACUGGAACCAAUCAAUCGAUUGACAAGUAUCCGACAGAAACAAAUGAAAGUGUUCGAAGAAUUGACGAUGUUCGAGCAACGCAUCUCAUGUCAUCGAUUACCAAAAUCUUUCGAUUCUGCCAUCAUACCUAACCUCGAUGUAAAGCAGCUGAGCAACAGUCGCCUGAAGAUACUACAAGAACUCAAGAGAUUCAUAUUAAAUGUUGAAUUACAAGAAUAUGAAAACAAGAUCGAACAUUACCAACUUUUAUAUCAAGAAGAGUUGGCCAGUCUACAGCAACAGAUUGAGAACACUAAUUCAUCUCUUCCUCAACAUCAGACGAAAAUGUUACUUUAUAUUGUUCAGUCUUAUUUGACAGCUUUUGCCGAUCGACUUCUACGACAAAUACGUUUCAAAGAAACUUGCUUCCGUGUCAAAUUAACACGACAUCGCCGUCGUCAGCAACCAUUCCUCUCAUGCAAUGUCGUUGACGUGUAUCCACAAGUUAUAGUUGAUGUGCCAAAAGUGUGCUUAAAUCGCUUCCAACUCGACUAUCUGUCACACAACGGUCCUAGCUAUAUUCGACCAAAUCAAACAUAUCUAUAUUCACGUACACAUCAAGAAAAGCAAAUCGAACGAGAAUACAAUAGAAUUCUUGAUGUUGUCGUUCCUUUUCUCGUACGCGUAUAUCACAUGUCACCGACAUCGACAGCCAUCAAGCAGUUCUCUCAUCAAUUUGCUACGUAUCUUUGUGAACGCUACAUGUCGACAGUGUCGUAUGUUGAUGCCCACCGUACUCGACAAGAACGGCAAUUAAUCCAAUCAAUCAAAUGUCGUCUGAAGAAAUACAAUCAGAUUCUUCGUGUGACGGACAAGGGUGGCAUAUUUCAUAUCGGCGAUGGCAAAGAUUACGAGCGAAAAGCAGACGCUUAUCGGCAAAAAACGGGAGCCUAUGUUGAAUUAGAGACUGAUCCACUAUGGACAGUCUUCGACAAAGUCGUUCAUCUGCUCAACGAUCUUCGUUCGAAAAAACAUAUUCUCACGUGGCAAUUUAAUAGAAUGAUGCCGAAACGAGACAAAGUUAAACUCGCUUAUUUAUACUUCGUUCCAAAACCACAUAAGGAAGGAACUCCACUGCGACCGAUUGUAUCAUCAAUGAAUAUGCCGACGACUGGCAUUUCUAAAUUUCUUGAUCGAUUACUUCGACCGUUAUUUGAUAAACAUGUUCGUUCAACUACAAUUAUCGACGGUGUUGAUCUCAUUCGUCGUCUCGAAACAUAUGCGGCAAACGGCUAUCUGAAACCAACAACUCAUCUGUGCACAUUCGAUAUCACAGAUUUAUACACAAUGUUACCACAAGAAGAAUCUCUGAAUAUUCUAACCGAAUUUCUCAUGGAACAUGGUUAUAGAAAAGUGAAUGGCGUACCAAUUGAUGCCAUUCGGAAAUUAGCUCGUCUUGUCAUCACAGAAAAUGUGUUCACAUAUGAGAAGAAAUUCUAUCGACAAGUCGUCGGUGGUGCGAUGGGAUCUGCAUUCACUUUAACUUUGGCAAAUAUAUUCAUGUGGAAAUGGGAAAAGGAAUUUGCCCAACGACAAGCAUCUUCAAACGAAAUCUAUGGCCGAUAUAUCGAUGACGUCUUUUUCACUUCGAAUGAGACAUUAGACAAAGUUAAUGAAAUGUUAGAUACGGCUAAUAAUUGGCACCCGAACAUUAAACUGGUGCGCAACAUUGGACGCGAUGUGUCAUUUUUGGAUGUUCAUAUCGAAAACAAGAAUGGCACCUUGACAACAUCAGUUCAUCAUAAGGAAGCAGCUGAACCAUAUGUGGUACCGUUUACAUCUGAUCAUCCCAAACAUGUAUUCGGAAAUAUCAUUCAUACUGCUCUUUUACGAGCAGUUCGGUACUCCUCGACAUUAUCCAUAUUCGAAGACGAGCAACGGUUCAUCAAAUUGAUGCUAUUGUAUAACGGGUAUCCAACUCGAUUUAUUCAUGCACAAUUCAAUAAAUUCGUCAAUCAAAAUAAAACGGAUCAAAGUGUAGUCAACACUUAUCAUAGUCAAAAACACUUCGUCAAUAGGCGCCAUGAAUUAUUGAAUAAACCGACUGUUCAAGAAAUUGCCAUACAAUCAAGCAUCUUCAAAGCAUCAUGUGGCUCCAAUGAAGAAUCUAUAAGUGAAUCCACGAUUCAAUUCCAUAAAACAGGUUCAUCUAAAUGGGAUUCAAACGUGAUUAUCCAUUACUCACAUGAAAGUCGAUUGUCUACUUACAAAAGGGAUGUUCAUCAACUAUGGAAUGAACACUUUCGUCAAACUCCAGUGAUCAACACGCGCCUGAUCAUAGGAACCAAAAACAAUCCCAAUUUGACCAAACGACUUCUACGACGCCAAUCAAAUCAUCAAGAACGAGCACAGAACGAGAAAAACUGA